Messenger RNA from Ficedula albicollis (Collared flycatcher), 2113 nucleotides. RefSeq names its product periaxin-like. Lineage: Eukaryota; Metazoa; Chordata; Aves; Passeriformes; Muscicapidae. The record is from RefSeq and is a predicted model, not a curated record. The transcript is spliced from 2 exons. Bases 39 to 1388 code for a protein of 449 amino acids.
CCCCGAGAUCCCACAGUGGGGCACCCCGGGACCCCACAAUGGGGCACCCCGAGAUCCCACAGUGGGGGCACCCCGAGAUCCCACAGUGGGGGCACCCCGAGAUCCCACAGUGGGGGCACCCCGAGAUCCCACAGUGGGGGCACCCCGAGAUCCCACAGUGGGGGCACCCCGAGAUCCCACAGUGGGGGCACCCCGAGAUCCCACAGUGGGGGCACCCCGAGAUCCCACAGUGGGGGCACCCCGAGAUCCCACAGUGGGGGCACCCCGAGAUCCCACAGUGGGGGCACCCCGAGAUCCCACAGUGGGGGCACCCCGAGAUCCCACAGUGGGGGCACCCCGAGAUCCCACAGUGGGGGCACCCCGAGAUCCCACAGUGGGGGCACCCCGAGAUCCCACAGUGGGGGCACCCCGAGAUCCCACAGUGGGGGCACCCCGAGAUCCCACAGUGGGGGCACCCCGAGAUCCCACAGUGGGGGCACCCCGAGAUCCCACAGUGGGGGCACCCCGAGAUCCCACAGUGGGGGCACCCCGAGAUCCCACAGUGGGGGCACCCCGAGAUCCCACAGUGGGGGCACCCCGAGAUCCCACAGUGGGGGCACCCCGAGAUCCCACAAUGGGGCACCCCGAGAUCCCACAGUGGGGGCACCCCGAGAUCCCACAAUGGGGCACCCCGAGAUCCCACAGUGGGGGCACCCCGAGAUCCCACAAUGGGGCACCCCGAGAUCCCACAGUGGGGGCACCCCGAGAUCCCACAAUGGGGCACCCCGAGAUCCCACAGUGGGGGCACCCCGAGAUCCCACAAUGGGGCACCCCGAGAUCCCACAGUGGGGGCACCCCGAGAUCCCACAAUGGGGCACCCCGAGAUCCCACAGUGGGGGCACCCCGAGAUCCCACAAUGGGGCACCCCGAGAUCCCACAGUGGGGGCACCCCGAGAUCCCACAAUGGGGCACCCCGAGAUCCCACAGUGGGGGCACCCCGAGAUCCCACAAUGGGGCACCCCGAGAUCCCACAGUGGGGGCACCCCGAGAUCCCACAAUGGGGCACCCCGAGAUCCCACAGUGGGGGCACCCCGAGAUCCCACAAUGGGGCACCCCGAGAUCCCACAGUGGGGGCACCCCGAGAUCCCACAAUGGGGCACCCCGAGAUCCCACAGUGGGGGCACCCCGAGAUCCCACAAUGGGGCACCCCGAGAUCCCACAGUGGGGGCACCCCGAGAUCCCACAAUGGGGCACCCCGAGAUCCCACAGUGGGGGCACCCCGAGAUCCCACAAUGGGGCACCCCGAGAUCCCACAGUGGGGGCACCCCGAGAUCCCACAAUGGGGCACCCCGAGAUCCCACAGUGGGGGCACCCCGACAUCCCACAGUGGGGCACCCCGGGAUCCCUGAUCCCACAACUGGGGGUGCCUAGAGACCCCCGAGCCCACAACGGGAGCCGUCCAUGACCCCUCUGAGCCCCCCAGGCACGGGGACCCCAGGGCGGGUCCCGCCUCCCUGUGCCCGCCGCCAGGGCCUGCAGUGUGACACUGGGGACGGGGACGGGAUGCUCUGGUGACCCAGUCUGCCCUCCUGCUGUUCCCAUUAUUCCCACUGUUCCCAGAGUUCCCAGGUGUUCAGUAUCUCCAGUAUCCCCGUCAUUCCCGGUGACUCCAGUAUCCCCAUUCUUCCCAUUGUUCCUGGUCUUCCCAUAAUUCUCACAAUCCCCAUUAUUCCCAUUAUUCCAGGAGUUCCCAGGAGCUCCUUAUGCCCAGUAUUCCCAGUAUCCCCAUUACUCCCAGAGUUCCCAGGUGCCCAGUGUCUCCAGUAUUACCAAUAUUCCCAGUAUCCCCAUUAUUCCCAGUGUCUUCAGUAUCCCCAUAAUUCCUGGUGUCCCCAUUAUUCCCGGUGUCUCCAGUAUCCCCGUGAUUCCCAUUGUUCCUGGAGUUCCCAGGAGCCCAUUGUGCCCAGUGUCCCAGUAUCCCCAUUAUUCCCGGCAUUCCCAUUAAUCCUGGAGUUCCCAGUGUCCCAGUAUCCCCAUCAUUCCCGUUAUUCCCAUUAUUCCUGAUGCUCCCAUUAUUCCCAGAGUUCCCAGGAGCCCACUAUCCCCAGUAUCCCCACUAUCCCCAGUAUCCCCA